CAAAGUUUCUCUGUGAGGAGAAAAACACGGAGCUGAAAGAGUUCCUCCUCCUGCUCCUCCUGCGGAGCAGCGGAAUGUGAGCCUGCGGACUUUGUGUCUCCUUCCCGCCGUCGACAUGUUCCCUCCGCUCCGGUUCUCCUCCUCCUCCUCCUCCUCCUCCUUCUCCUCCUUCUCCUCCGCGGCUGUUUGUGCAGCUCUGCUGCUGGGGAGCUGUGUGUGUGUCUCGGAGGAGGACGGAGAGCUCCUGGAGGAGAAGCAGCUCCUGGACUUUUACAAGAAGGGAGUGUUUAUCCUGGAGAGCGAGCCCCUGAGGCGCUGCAUCACGGUGGACCGCUCUAACCUGGUUCUGGAGGACUGCGAGCGGCCCACGCGCCGCAUGUUGUGGAAGUGGGUGUCCCGCCACCGGCUGUUCAACCUGGGCACCAGCAGCUGCCUGGGCCUCAACGUCUCCGACGCCACGCAGCCGCUCGGCACCUUCGAGUGCGACACGGCGCUCCCCGUGCUGUGGUGGCGUUGCCAUGGCAACACGCUGUCCGGAGCGUCCCAGUGGAAGGUGGCGGUGGCCGGACGGCUGGUGGUGGUGAAGAAGAACUCCUACCAUGAGUGGAAAAGGUACAACACGCCCAGAGAGGGGCCCUGCUCGUACCCCUAUGAAGAUAUACACACUUUGUUGGGAAAUGCACAUGGAAUGCCCUGUGCUUUGCCCUUCAAAUACAACAACAAGUGGUACUAUGAGUGCACCACUGAAGGGCGGGAGGACCACCGGCCCUGGUGCGCCACCACCACCCGCUACGACCAGGCGGAGAGGUGGGGCUUCUGUCCAGUAAAAGAUUACAGUUGUGAGCGUUUCUGGGAAUCGAACCAGGAGCUGCGAGCGUGUUACCAGUUCAACCUGUACACCAUCCUCACCUGGAGCCAGGCGCUGUCCACCUGCCAGGCUCAAGGUGGGAACCUGCUGAGCAUCAGCAGCCUGGCGGAGCACAGGUACAUCACAGAUCGGCUGGCUAGUGUUGGAACGAUGGUGUGGAUCGGGCUGAACCACCUGAAGGACGGGCGGGGGUGGCAGUGGUCUGAUGGAGCUCCUCUCUCACUGGUCAACUUCACCACAGCGCUGCCUGCCAGCCCGCUGCAGGACAACAGGCAGUGUGGCGUCUACAGCUCGGCCUCGGACGGCGCCUGGCGGAGUCUGUCCUGUGAGUCUGCUCUGCCCUACGUCUGUAAGAAGACGCUGAACGCCACCGGCAGAGCGCCGCCGCUCGAGAGCUGGCAGUACGUCCCUACAGAGUGUGCUGAUGGCUGGUGGCCUCAUAACGCUUUCUGCUACCGGCUGCUGCCAGAGACUGAAGCAGGGAGCUGGGAGGAGUCCUCCCGGGCCUGCAGCUCUCAGGGAGCUAACCUCACCAGCCUGCGCUCUCUGGCGGAGGUGGAGCUGCUGCUCAGCAUCCUGACCAACUAUUCUGGGGAGAGUACGGCGGUGUGGAUUGGUCUCAUGAAACAUGCAGCGUCUCCGAGCGUAGAGUGGUCCGAUGGCUCCCCAGUAACUCUGACCCUGUGGCACCAGUACCAGCCUCCACCCAACCUGACGGAGGCAGCACUCUGUGCCAAAGCAGACAAGAAGGAAGGUAACUGGCUCCUGGUGCCGUGUGAUGAGCGGCUGCCUGCUGUGUGUCGGAGAGAAAGCCAGAGUCCUGUUCUCCAGGCUGGGACCUGGGACGAAGGCUGUCCCGAGGGCUGGAAGCGUCAUGGCCGCUCCUGCUACACAGUGACCAGCCACCAGCAGAGCUACGAAGAUGCUCUGAUGGGAUAUUACUGCAGAGCGCCGCUCCUCACGCUGGAAAACAGGUUUGAGCAGGCGUUUGUGGACAGCCUGCUGAGAGCCAGCGGCAGCAACAGCAGCAGGUAUUUCUGGAUCGGUCUGAAGGACGAGGAGAGGAAAGGAGAGUACAGCUGGAUUCCUCACAACGGCUCCUCGCUUCCUCUCACCUUCACUAACUGGAACAAACACCAGCCAGUCAGCUCUGGGGGCUGUGUUGCUCUGUCAGGAGGUCCUGCUGUGGGUCGCUGGGAGGUGAAGGACUGUAAGAGCUUCAGAGCCUCGUCAGUGUGUAAGCAGAGCAUCAGUAGUUACCAGGACGUCCUGCUGCCGGAGCACCACAUCGACGCCUACGCCCCCUGCCCUCCAGGCUGGGACUCACACUCUGGGCUGCUGCACUGCUUUAAGGUGUUCCACGAUGAGAAAGUCCUGAUGAAGCGUUCGUGGGUGGAAGCGGACUUCUUCUGCCAGGCCCUCGGGGCUCAGCUGGCCAGCUUCCACCACUAUGAGGAGCAGGUGUUUGUUAAGCAGCUCCUCAGUACCAUGUUUGAAGGAACAGAGGGUCGCUGGUUCUGGGUGGGUUUAAAUAAAAGAGACCCUGAAUAUCCCGGAGCCUGGGAGUGGUCCGAUGGUUCCCCUGUGGUGACCUCCUUCGUGGAGGAUAAGAACGAGGAGGAUGACAGCAGGGACUGUGCGGUGUACGGUGACCUGACCAACACUCUGACUCCUCAGCCCUGCAGCGCCAAACACGAGUGGAUCUGCAAGCUGUCCAGAGGUGAUAAACUGAAGAAACCCUAUUGGUACACUGAGCAAAGCGAGCCGUGGGUGUUUUACCGCGGAGCAGAGUAUCUUCUGGCCAAGCAGCCGUUUGACUGGAGCGCCGUGUCUCUGGCCUGCCAGAUGAUGGGAUCCGACCUGCUGUCCAUCCACUCCAGAGACGAGCUGCACUUCGUCAGGGAGCGCAUGAGGCGGCUCUCCUUGGGCCCGACCGACUGGUGGAUCGGCCUUUCCAUCGGCCAGCCUGGAGAGGAGCCCAGGUGGACCGACAAGACACACAUAGACUUUGAGAACUGGGUGGAGAAGACGGGCCAGAAGAAGAGCGGGCUGUGUGUCACCAUGUCUUCUUCAACAGGGAGGUGGUCGCCCAGUAAAUGCAGCGACUUCCAUGGUUACGUCUGCAAGAGGAGGACUGUGUCCGUGGUGGAGACGCCCAGAGAGCCGCACUACAUCGGAGGAUGUCCGGAGAAAUGGCUCUACUUCGGACACAAGUGUCUGCUGCUUCACCUCCCUGACAGCCCGUCGGAGGGGAAGAGCUGGAGAGAUGCCCAGUCCAUCUGCUCCUCCUUCGCUGGUUCGCUGGUCGCUAUAGAAGACGAGAUAGAACAAGCCUACAUCACCAUGCUGCUGCAGGGAAGCUCUGUGGGUGUGUGGAUCGGUCUGCGGGACGAGGAUACGAUGAAAUGGACCAAUGGGAAAUCAGUCAGCUUCACCAACUGGUCUCCAAUAGAACCAAAGAGCUACCUCACUGAGGACGAGUGGCUCGGCGGCUUCUCUGAUGAGCCGUUGUGCACCGUUCUGUCCAACAACCACAACUUCCACCUGACGGGGAAGUGGUACGAUGAGAAGUGCAGCGAGGGAGGGUACGGCUUCGUCUGCCAGAAACCUCAAGAUCCAUCCAAGCCCCCCACCCACUCCUACCACCACCCUCUCCCUGACACCAUCGAGUACCGCAGCCGCAGCUACCGGGUGGUGUCAGGCAACCUGAGCUGGUACGACGCCAUGCAUAUGUGCAUAGAGAAAGAUUCUGAGCUAGUGAGCGUUACAGAUGCCUACCACCAGGCUUUCCUUACUGUGCUUGUCAACAGAUUGGCCGUCCCCCACUGGAUCGGACUCUAUAGUCAAGACAGCGGCAUCAACUACCAGUGGUCUGACGGCAGCGACACCGUGUUCACGCACUGGGACGCCGCCGACGACCAGGACGACCUGCUGGCGGGGGAGUGCGUCUUCAUGGACGUGAGCGGCGGCUGGCGGCGAGCCGACUGUGAGACGGAGCUCCACGGAGCCCUGUGCCACGCCCACACACCCAGCAGUAAACCGUUUAUCUCGUACGAGGGCGCCUGUCCCUCCUCCUGGGUGAAGUUCGGACACGGCUGUUACAACUUUGAGCCCGUGGUGCAGAAACUCACGUUUGAAGAGUCGAGAGAAUACUGCAGGCAGAAAGUCAACACGUCAGACGUUCUGACCGUGGAGAGUGAGACGGAGAACCGGUUUGUUCUGGAGCAGCUGUGGUCGUCGGGGCUGAUCCACCACGCCGUCUGGCUGGGAAUGCACUUCAACAUCGACACUGAGUCUCUGUCCUGGGUGGACGGUUCCCCUGUGGACUACACCAACUGGCCCAACAAGGCUCCAGACCCCCGGCUGCUGGCGGCGGACGCCUGCGUCACCACCCGGGUGGCGGACGGCGAGUGGCACCUGGCGCAGUGCAGCGAGCGGCUCGGCUUCGUCUGCAAAACCCUCUCAGACGUCGUUCCUGAGGUAGAAGUGGAGCCACUGAAUGGCUCCCAUCAUGGCGUGACGGCGGCGGCCGUGCUGGUGGCGGUGCUGAUCUUCGGCGUGCUGCUGGGCGCCGUCUGCUUCCUGUACCGGAGGAACGCGUCACGCUUCGGCGGGCUGCCGGCGCUGGGCGGAGCCUACUACCGACAGACCAGCUCUCAGGCCACCGAGUCAGACGGGAACGUGCUGAUCACAGAGCUGGAGGCUCCUCCAGGAGAAUAACACCAGUUAUUCACUCCUUUAUCCUCCUUCAGGUACGACAGGACUGAGACGCCUCAGCACCACGUGAUGAUGAUGAUGAUGAUGUUUCUUCCUCUACGCUGAGACGCCUCAGCACCACGUGGUGAUGAUGAUGAUGAUGCUUCUUCCUCCAGGAUGUUUGAAGGAUCCCAGUUCAUCUCUGCAGGUUUUAUUCUUUCACAACAUUUAAAUGACACAAAUGUUUGUGAGGAUAUUCAUCACGUCAACAAUGAAGAGCCCACAUUUAAUUUCUAGAGUAAAAGAAAGUUCAGAUAAAUGGAAAUCUUGAAGAAGGGAUUCUACAGCUUUUAUUAAAAGAGGACAUUUAUAAUCCUGCAGUAAGAGGAUUUAAUACGUUUAAAUUGGUAAACAUUAAAAAUCUGUGGAUCCUAAAGAGGAUUUACUCAACAAGUGAAAGGAAAAGUUGCUGCAAUCUGUUAAUGUAAAGUAACUUCCAGCAUCAUAAAUAAUAUGAAUGAGCUAAUAGAAAUGAGUGAUAAUAAUAAUAAUUCAGGAGUUCAGGAGCUGUUGGAGCUGCAGCAAUGUUGUCAGUAUUACUUUUGUAUUUUUAUUUUAUUUUUAUAAAUACACAUGCUGUAUAUGGAUAAAAGAGUCUUUUGUAUGUAAACUGUAACUGAUGAUUGAUUUGCUCUGUUGUUCACUUUUGUCUGAUGCAAUGUUAAAAGCAAAUUAUUAAAUGUAUUUUGCACAAUUUUCUUUGUGUUUUAAUAAACUGAAGUUAGGCCGAA
Messenger RNA from Centropristis striata (black sea bass), 5355 nucleotides. RefSeq names its product phospholipase A2 receptor 1 (gene pla2r1). Bases 116 to 4588 code for a protein of 1490 amino acids. Gene Ontology annotation, molecular function: signaling receptor activity. Lineage: Eukaryota; Metazoa; Chordata; Actinopteri; Perciformes; Serranidae. The transcript is spliced from 30 exons. The record is from RefSeq and is a predicted model, not a curated record.